AUGGAUGCCCUGUCCGGCGUAGCAAGUGUUAUCGGCGUCAUUCAGCUAGCGGGGAGUGUCAUAGAAAUCUGCGGGGGCUAUUUGAGAAACGUGAAAAAUGCGAAAGAUGAUAUCCUUCGCUUGCAACAGGAUGUCAUUAGUCUGUCGGAAAUACUCAGCACACUUCACGACCUUCUCCGCGGGCUAGAUGGUCCCAAACUCACAACCACGCAAAACCUAUCCCACAACCUUAUGGGCUGCGAAUCUGCUUUGACCAAUUUGAAAGAGAAGUUGAGUGUGCAGUCCACCCAGAACCCGAUGAGAAGAUGGGGACUUCGAGCACUGAAAUGGCCUUUGAAGCGCUCCGAGGUCGACGACGCUGCCCAUCAGAUUGAGAGAUAUAAGACAUUGUUCAGUCUAGCUUUAGAUAUCGAUCAGAUGAAAGCGACUGAUUUGAUUGAUCAGAAAAUUGAUUUGGGUAGACCGAGGAUCGCGAAAGGGGCAGAAUUCGAUUCCUACGACAAUGACCAUAUUGAUUGCCUCCCUGGAACCCAGACCGAACUACUUCAAGGGAUUGAGGACUGGGCAAGCUCAUCAGAUGGAAAGUGCAUAUUCUGGUUACGUGUAAUGGCAGGAACCGGAAACUCUACGAUCUCCCGGACCGCUGCGCGUCGACUGAAGGUCAAGAAUGCCCUCGACGCAAGCUUCUUCUUCAAAAGAGGCGAAGGGGAUCGAGGUAACGCAAAGUGUCUUUUUCCAACUCUGAUAGAUCAACUGGUAAGGACCAAUCCUCGGUUCGUGCCUGCGGUCCGAGAAGCAGUUGAAGACGACCCCAAUAUUUCCAAUAAGGUGCUUCGAGAACAAUUUGAAAAAUUGAUUCUCAAGCCACUUUUGACAAUCCAGCUGAAACAGGUCAUAUCUACAGUGGUUAUUAUUGAUGCACUAGACGAGUGCGAUAAGGAAGAUGAUAUUAGAGCAAUUCUUCAGCUUUUACCUCAAGUCCGAGAAGCCAAAUCGGUUCAGCUCCGAUUCUUAUUGACCAGCCGACCAGAAUCAGGAAUCCGACGAGGCUUUCAAGGCAUCGCUGAGAAUCAUCAAGACCUGAUACUUCAUGAAAUCCCUCAGCCAGUGAUUGAACACGACAUCAUGUUAUAUCUCCAAUAUCAAUUAUCGAUGAUAAGGGAAGAGCGAUCGCUUCCCUCGAGUUGGCCUGGAGAUGAAGCCAUCAAUAUUCUGGCUGAAGGAGCAGUACCGCUGUUUAUCUCAGCUGCAACCAUAUGUCGAUUUAUCGGUGACGAGAAUUGGAACCCAGAAGUCCGGCUUCAAGUAAUCCUUGCGGACCAAGCCAACUAUGUCUCUAAAAUGGACAGCACAUACAUGCCAGUUCUGAACCAACUGCUUGCUGGUCAAGAUGAAUGGGAGUCACAGCAACUGGCUCGGGAAUUUAAGGAAAUAGUUGGAGUGAUCAUUCUUCUUGCUGCUCCCCUCACGGUGCAUGCACUUUCUCGGCUACUUGACCUGGAAGAAGCAACUGUCAACAAUCGAUUAAACCGGCUUCACUCAGUCCUCGAUAUUCCAGCCAAUGUGGGCGUACCAGUGCGGCUUCUACAUUUGUCAUUCCGCGAUUUUCUUCUAGAUCAUAAGAAGAAGAACAGUCCAUUUUGGGUGGAUGAGAAAGAGAAUCAUCAAAAGAUCGCGACUCAUUCCCUAGUGCUAAUGCAGAAAAGCCUAAGAAGGAAUAUCUGCAAUUUAUCAUUUGAAGGCAUAACCCGCCAGGAGAUCACCCAACAGACCAUUGAUCAAUAUCUGCCACCAGAAUUGCAAUAUGCAUGCCGCAAUUGGACCCAGCAUUUGAAAAAAAGUCAAGAUUCGACUAAGCUUGAUAAGACUUUGAGAUUUCUCAAUCAGCACUUUCUCCAAUGGAUGGAAGUAUUGAGCAUUCUUGGUAUGGUCUCUGAGGUUAUUGAAGCAAUCAACAGACUACAAUCUGGUAUAAAGGAUGAUGGACUCCCUCAACUCGCUGCAUUUCGCAACGAUGCGAGAAGAUUUAUUCUUCAAAUCGGCAGAUUGCUGAGGCUGCACCACUUCGGAUCUACUGUUCAGGGCUUAUAUUUGCUCCAUUACAGCCAAUUUCAGUGGAGUGCGUUGCAGCAGACGUUGGAGGGGCAUAACGCACCAGUCAACGCAGUGGUUUUCUCUCCUGAUGGGAAACUACUGGCGUCAGCUUCCGAUGAUAUCAUGCUCAGGGAAACAGCAACAGGAGCGCUGCAGCAGACGCUAGGUCAUAGUGGUCAAGUCAUUUCAGUAGCCUUCUCUCCUGACGGGCGACUGCUAGCGUCAGUGUCAUUUCCCUUGGAAUACUUGGAAAAGAAGACAAUCAAUCUUUGGGAGACAGCGACUGGCGUGCUCAAGCACAGAAUAAAAGUGAAUGAAGACGCUCAAUUGAUGGUCUUCUCUUCUGAUAGGCGAAUUUCGGUAUCGGCCUCGGAUAAAACUAUCAAGCUCUGGGAGACGGCAAUUGGCACACUACAGCACACGAUAGAAGCGCGCGAAGACGAUGUCCAGUCAGUUGCCAUCUCUCCUAAUGAGCUAGUGCUGACGUCGGCUUCAUGGGCUAUUGAGCUCUGGACGCAAGAGUUUACACUCUACAGGCAUGAUAGUUUCAUUAACUCAAUUGCAAUUGCCUUAUCUCCUAAUGGACAACUGCUGGCGUCAGCUUCCCAUGAUCAUAAGAUCAGACUCUGGGAGACAGCGACUGGUGCGCUACAGCCCACGUUAAAAAGGCCUAGGGCAGGAGGUCACUUAGUGGCCUUCUCUCCUGAUGGGAAACUACUGGCGUCGGCUUCUUUGAAUGGUACUGUUGGGCUCUGGGAGACAGCAACGGGCGUGCUGCAGCAGACACUAGAAGGGCAUAGUGAAGAAGUUAAUUCAGUGGCCUUCUCUCCUGAUGGGCAACUACUGGCGUCGGCUUCCCGGGAUCAUACUAUCAAGAUCUAG
This is a messenger RNA of Penicillium odoratum, 2976 nucleotides long. RefSeq lists its product as uncharacterized. Bases 1 to 2976 code for a protein of 991 amino acids. NCBI's taxonomy places the organism in Eukaryota, Fungi, Ascomycota, Eurotiomycetes, Eurotiales, Aspergillaceae. The transcript is spliced from 4 exons. The record is from RefSeq and is a predicted model, not a curated record. Gene Ontology annotation, molecular function: protein binding. Gene Ontology annotation, cellular component: transcription repressor complex; nucleus. Gene Ontology annotation, biological process: negative regulation of transcription by RNA polymerase II.